AUGCAGGAAGAAGAUGAAUGGACCGAUGUGUCCGACGACAUUGCUGGACUUGGUUUGGACGGCCAUGACAAGCCUGACGAUGAGAGCAACAAACCGCUUUCUGAGGAAGAGCUUGCGCUAUUACCCAACAUGCCCGUUCUCUUCAGCAACGAUCUACCACCAUGCGGUCUACUGCCACAACUUGCAUACGAAAACACCGUCCAUCGGCUACGCAAGCUCUGGCUCGAGCGCGCCCACCAAGAAUCCGCGGACAUUCCCCUCCCCAGUCUCUGCCGCCUAGUCCUAGACGACCUCAAAGCCGAAGAAGAAGAGCUCCCAGCCGGCAGUCAAGCCGGAACCAAAAACCGUACUCCUUGGCGACGCGAAACCGUCUUCCAGUACGAACUCCGCUGGGCCAAGUACUUCGUCCGGGAAGCCGAGACCGCGGAGAAGAGAGUCACGAUGACGGAGAAGCAGCUCGAUAAGCAGGACUUCAUGGAUAAAAUGUACCCGAUACCUAAGGAGUUGAAGAUUUAUGUCAACAACAAGAAGAAUCAGAAGAUGGUGUCGGAUAUGUGGAAGGAGUGGCAUCACAAAAAGAGGGGGACUGUGGAGCAGGAGAGUGCGGGGCUGGGUGUUGGGGGUGCGAAAGAGGACGAUACGGAGCCUGCUGGGGAUGAUGGAGAGGAUGGUGAGGAGCAGGAUGGGCAGAGACAGUUUGUUGAUCCGACGGCUUAG
Messenger RNA from Alternaria metachromatica, 717 nucleotides. RefSeq lists its product as uncharacterized. The transcript is spliced from 3 exons. The coding region runs from base 1 to 717 and encodes 238 amino acids. The record is from RefSeq and is a predicted model, not a curated record. NCBI's taxonomy places the organism in Eukaryota, Fungi, Ascomycota, Dothideomycetes, Pleosporales, Pleosporaceae.